Messenger RNA from Myzus persicae (green peach aphid), 3359 nucleotides. Its product is annotated as arginine/serine-rich protein PNISR-like. The transcript is spliced from 11 exons. Gene Ontology annotation, molecular function: RNA binding. The coding region runs from base 963 to 2822 and encodes 619 amino acids. The record is from RefSeq and is a predicted model, not a curated record. Gene Ontology annotation, cellular component: presynaptic active zone; nuclear speck. Lineage: Eukaryota; Metazoa; Arthropoda; Insecta; Hemiptera; Aphididae.
CGUAGUAUAGCCCGAUGUGCAACCAUUCUAUCUAAAGCCGUGGUACGGACUACGGGGUAGCUACAGAGCUUAGAUCAUUCUACUGUACAUGAUCUAAGGUGCAACAGAAUUAUUUUUUUUUCAUUUUGUGGUACCUCGAAGAGUAUUGAUAAAACUCAACCAUAUUUCAUAUUGAACUUCUCUGAUAAUUAAUGAUAAUGGGUGUUGUGUACUUGUGUACUUGUGUAAAUACUAAAUAGGUUUAUGGCAUUUGGCAAUAUCAAAUAUGGCUCUGUGCUCCCGGCCAUAGUUCAUUUAUAAAAUUAUUUAUUUUAAGUUCCGUAAAAAUGUUAUACAGUGAAAUCUAUUCUGUGACACGGCCAUAGACGUAUUAUAAAUAUGUAUUUCUUUUGUAAAAUUUGUACGAAGUAUGUGUAUGGCUUAACGUUUACUUCUUGUCACUUGGGUAAUGUAUACACUAUACCAUACUUCAAGUAUACCUACUUGAAUUACUAACAACUGACAACUGUAUAAUUAGGCAUAACUUACUAUUUACUUCUUAUUACUUAGAAGUCAGCAUUUACUCUUAGUACUCUAUAGUCGACUCCGCACUUGCCCAUCGUGACGUAUCAAUAUAACCUAUUGUAGCUUGAGUAAAGUUCUACUGACCUAAUUCUAAGUCCACAAUAGAAGCAGUACUGUGCCAGAUGACAUAUACUGCAGUGCAACAUCAUUUUCGUAAUUGACCCUCCUUGAUGACAAUUUUGACUAUUCAGUAAUAACUCAUUUUUAAUUCGGGUAGGUUAAGCCGAGUUCAAAUUGUUUUUGUUUUUGUCUUAUGAGAUACUAAAAGUUGUACUAAUUCUUGUUCAUUUUUAAAAUGUCCAUGGGCGUACAGCUUUGAUACAUCACAACCUAUAACACAUUUAGCUUUGAAAUUUGAAAUUUGAAUUGUCUUGAGUACUCAAUUUCAAUAGUUGUUAAUGUGGUCUGAUCUAAAGCCAGCAAACAUGGCUUAUGGAAACCAAUGGAUGAAUCCAACAUUUUAUAAAAACAUGACCAAUGAACAAGUGGAUUGGGCAAGUUUGGCUCAACAAUGGAUACAAAUGAAAGAAACUUCACCCGUCAUAUCCCCUGGACAACAAGUAAAAAUCCCGCUUUCUGGACAUAGUUUACUCAAACACGGUCAGCAUGUAGAUGUAUCAACUCAGAAUCCUUCAAAUCUUGCAGCAGUAACAAAUAAAAUGCUGAGUGAUUAUAAUAUCUCUAGUAAUGUUACAAGAAAUAAUAUCGAAAAACCAAGAGCUUGGAAUACAUGGACUUUGCAGCAACAACAAUCAAAUUGGAAUUGGGUAUCUUCUUCGACAGCUCCACCAGCUAAAGAACUUAUUACAGAGUCAGUUAAUUCACUUAGACCAUUGUUUGUACCUCCUAUAUUAUCUGAACCACCUCCAUCUUUCCCAAUGAUGACACCAAACAUACCAUUUCCUCCGAAUAAUUAUUGGGCAGGUCCUAAUACUUCAGUUCCACCGCCUUCUGAAUCAGAUCAUUGGAAUAAACUUAAAAUGAUUUCCAAAGUUGAUGAUAGAACUCAAGAUCCAUCAUUUAUUGAUGCUGCAAAACGAAAACAAUUACCUGCUUGGAUUAGAGAGGGACUUGAAAAAAUGGAAAGGGAAAAACGACGUAAAAUUGAACAAAAACAAUCGUUAGGCGAACCUGAUAAUUCUAAUUCUAUAAAUGAAAAUGUUACUCAAGAAUUGCUCUAUUCGCCAAUCAACUUUGAUCAUGAAACUCAGACGAUCGAUGAUGAUAUUGAACUAGUGUCUUCCAAUUACAUCAAUGAACCUAAAAAAACUGAGUUUGUGAAAAAUGACCCUUCUCCUCUCAUUCCACGUAAGACUAAAGCUCAAAUCUGGGAAGAUACGAUGUUAAGUCUACGAAAAAUUUUAACAAAAUUGUUAAUGGAAGUUACUAAUGAUAUGAUGUUAAGUGUAGUUAAAGAGGUGCUAAAAACUACUCUACAAACAGAUAUUCGAGGAAAUCAAAACCAAACAUCAUUAGCUGGUAAGCUGGGACUCGGAGUUUAUUGUUCAGAAUCUGAGUCAUCGGAUGAAAGCGAUGACGGACAUCUCUCAUUUGGUCAUAAGCAACUAAAACAAUAUUCUAAUGAAGCUAUCCAUGAAAGAAUAUUGAAACGCCAACUUGAGUUCAGUAAUAUUGAAGCAAGGAUACUUAUGGAAUUGGAUCAACUAGAAGAUAAAGAAAAACUUGUGAGGUCUAAGUUUGAUAAUAGUAUCAAGCUGAGUGGAGAAAUGAAUGAUAUUGGUAGUCAGGUAGUGGAAAACAUUCAGACAAAAGGGCUUAAUGAAGAUGUAGGAUCUAACCAAAGUAUUGACAAGAGCCAUGAUAUAGUCAAAAAAGAAUUACCUAAUGGUUUGAACAUUGAAAAUGGAUGUCAGAAAAAUAAAUCUAAAUCUAAAAGAUCAUCAAGUUCUAGUUCAUCAAGCAGUAGUAGUGAUAGUAUGGAUUAUACUGAACUUAAACACAACUAUAAAAAAAACAAUAAAAUUGAAUCAAAAUCUGACAAAAAAACUUUAAAAGAUAGUGUACAAAGAAAAAGUAGAUCUCGUUCAAGAUCAAAUCGUAGUAGAUCGCAUUCAAGACAUAGUAGUAGAUCAUCACGUUCAAGACAUUAUGAUAGAAGAUCUUCACAUAGUUCUAGAUCAAGACGAAAUCGAUCGCCACUAUCACGUCAUUCAUAUUCCAGAAAGUAUAAGAGCAAAAGAAAUAGUUCUUCCUGUUCAAACGAAUUAAGAAGUAAUAAACACCGGUACAGACAAUAAUUUUCUGGUCAAAAUUUUAUUUCAAGGGGUUAACAUUUUUAGUUAUUAUUUUAUUGAUAUAACUCAUUAGAUUAACACUUUUUUUAUAAUUCUAGGUUUAGUUCUUAAUAAAUUAAAUUGUUCAAUUGCACCAAAAACAUGUAUAAAUUAUUAAUGAAAACUUAUGUUCUAUUCUCAAUCAUUAAACUUAAAUUAAUUUUGUAUAUUAGUAAUGUAUGCAAGACUUUUAAGUAAUUAAUACCUUAAUCAUUUGGUCUCAAUGCUCUUACUUUUUUUUUGAGAAUAACCAUGGGGUUCUUUCUAUGUAAAUUGUCACUAUUUCAGUUAAGCACAUUUUAUUAUUUAUUCUCUAUUAAUUCAGAUUAUAACUUGAUAAGUUAUAAUUAAUUUUAAGUUAUAAAUUGUAUAUAUUUCAUUUACUCUUAUCACUUAAUAAAUUGUCAAUCUCAAAAGUACUAAACGUUAGCCAUUAGGUGAUUGUAUCAGUUAUAAUUUAUAAUACACAAUUACCAAAAUACAUAAAUUUAUUAGUUUUUA